This is a messenger RNA of Mus pahari (shrew mouse), 723 nucleotides long. It is a transcript of the gene Sri, whose product is annotated as sorcin. The record is from RefSeq and is a predicted model, not a curated record. The transcript has 7 exons. Gene Ontology annotation, molecular function: calcium ion binding. NCBI's taxonomy places the organism in Eukaryota, Metazoa, Chordata, Mammalia, Rodentia, Muridae. The coding region runs from base 48 to 635 and encodes 195 amino acids.
GGACGGGCGGAGCAGCAGACACGCAGGGCGGAGGCGCAGUCUGCACCAUGGCGUAUCCCGGGCACCCUGGCGCCGGCGGAGGGUACUACCCAGGCGGGUAUGGUGGGGCUCCUGGAGGGCCUGCGUUCCCUGGACAAACUCAGGAUCCGCUAUACGGUUACUUUGCUGCUGUGGCUGGACAGGACGGACAAAUUGAUGCUGACGAAUUGCAGAGAUGCCUAACACAGUCUGGCAUUGCGGGAGGAUACAAGCCUUUUAACCUGGAGACUUGUCGCCUUAUGGUUUCAAUGUUGGAUAGAGAUAUGUCCGGCACGAUGGGGUUCAAUGAAUUCAAAGAGCUCUGGGCUGUGCUGAACGGCUGGAGACAACACUUCAUCAGUUUCGAUAGCGAUAGGAGUGGCACCGUGGAUCCCCAGGAGCUGCAGAAAGCCCUGACGACUAUGGGAUUCAGGUUGAGCCCCCAAACUGUAAAUUCAGUUGCAAAGCGAUACAGCACCAGUGGGAAGAUCACAUUUGAUGACUACAUCGCCUGCUGUGUCAAACUGAGGGCUCUCACAGACAGCUUUCGCAGACGGGAUUCGGGUCAACAAGGAGUUGUGAAUUUCUCGUAUGAUGAUGUAAGUCUCCAUAAAUAAGGGCUAAGUAGAAGAUAAACUGUACGUGAAUGGGAACCCCUUCUAAGUUAGUUAUUAAGAAUACGAACAUGGUGGCUCAUGCACUCAG